UGCAGACAGGUUUUCCCCUGUUACUCAUGGGCCUCUUUCUCUCGCUGUGUCUUUAUGUGGGUCUGACCGAUGCACUUUUGCAGUUUUCUAAAGUUAUCACCUGCAUUUGUCUGUUGUACAAUCUAUAGGUGACUUUUUUGUCGCUCAUAGAUUUUUGUGGCCUGGGCUAAUGUCUGUCUUUGGACAGUAGUUUUGACAUCUGAUGUACUGUAGUUUCGUACAAUGAAGGGAAGGGUUUGGUUUGGUGAUGGGACAGAGUGUAACCUGCGUGUCACAUUAAGACAUUCACGGGCCUGUACGGCAGGCUGACAUGAGAUUUCGCAGCUCGACAUCAAACCCGAUCAUCUCACCUCAGCUGCCCCUUUCGCUCUUUGAAGAUGAUCCGCAUUCAUAACCCUCACCACGUGCCUUUUCUGCAUCAGACGGAGCAGCUCCGUCAGGCAGGGACCCUUUGUGACACGCUUCUCACCGCGGAAGGCCUUUCAUUUAAAGCCCAUGCUCUGAUCCUAGCGCUGGCGAGCAAGCGGCUCAAGCGGCAGUUAACAAACCAGCGCGGUCCAGGUCCGGGGUACAGCUGCGCUAUAGAAAGCGUCUCUCCCCACACACUUAAGCAAAUCUUGGACUAUGUGUACAGCGAAUCGGUGCAGGUGCCCAAAGAUGACCUAGAAGAGCUGCUGAGGGGUGCAGAGUACCUGGAAGUGGAGUCUUUGGUGGAACAGUGUCAAGCACUACUUAGUAGUCCAAAUUCCCCUACAAAGACAGACACAAAAGAGGUAAAGUCACUCCAAGAAGACAAAACAUUCAAGCACACCGAGUUGUCCAAAAGAAGCCGCUCUAAGGAUAAAGACAACCUCGAUUGUUCUUUAAAAAAAGAACAUUCUUCCACCAAUAAAGACCACAAGAGGUCGGUCAAUGAUCCACACAAGAAAAGCUGUUCUCCUGUGUCUCCUCAGCCUCCCAUGUUCUCCAGAGAACCCAUCAUCUCCUCCAGCACCCCAUCUUCGACCCCUCGCUUGUGUUGGCCCCCAGUCAGCCCGUCUCAUGGCAUGGUGUUAAACUGUAGAGAAAUUAUGACCUUCCACUCGCUCCGAGCGUACCCGUACCCCACACCCAUGUACCCCCUCCUGCACCGCACGCUCCAACCACAUGUCCCUUCCUCACUUAUGGGUUAUCCCGGGUUGCUUCACCCCUAUCACCCUCUCAUACACUCUUCUCAGAUGACUCAAGACAGUCCCUUCGUUUCGGGUCUAAAAGGAAAGAACACCUCUAUCAGUGCAGCUUUAACAGAGUCCGUGUCAGAAAGUCAAGAGAGGAAGCCAAAGGUUCAAGAGGAGAGGGAGAUAUGCUGCAGACACUGCGGUAAGCCGGCCCUGGAAAACCCCUGGAGGCCAACCACUGGGUCAUCAACCUCAGGUUCGGUUGAGAUGACGUUCAGGUGUAAGUUCUGUGGCCGAGGUGGACGGGACAGGCGAUCUCUGCGCUCGCUCAGGAGGGGUGUCGGGGGAGAGAAGCCUUACCAGUGCAAACAGUGUAGCAAGAGGUUCAGCCUUAAACACCAGCUGGACACUCACCACCGGGUCCACACAGGUGAAAAACCAUUUGAGUGUCGGCUGUGCGGCCAACGUUCCCGUGACUAUUCGGCUAUGAUCAAGCACCUGCGCACUCACGGCGGCGCCACACCGUACCAGUGCACCCUGUGCCUGGAGUUUUGUAGCAGUCUGGCAGCCAUGCAGAAACACCUGAAGAACCACCCCACGCAGGACUUCCCUCCAGACUGGAGCCUGAGCAGCACAUACCUGUACAACAGCCACACCUGACCAUGCAAAAACUGGACAUUUGAGUCCAGGGGGAGAAAAUGUGUAGAUAUGGAACAUUUAAUACAGUUUUGUUAUUUUGAAUACUUUUAUGAAUCUAUUUUGAAGCCAUUUUACAAAUAUGAUAAUAUAUUUAAUUUACAUACAAGGGACAUUUAUGCCAAUGACGGAUGUUUUCUUUGAAGACGUCUAGAUGAUAGAUUGUAAUUUCAUUGCAUAUUUUUUCUCUGCGAAAUAUCAAUCAUCACAAUAGCAUACAAAAUGCAUGUUUAUUUAUUGAGCUGGUGAACUCUGAAACAUUUAUCUAAGCACUCACUAUGUGAUCUAUUUACACACUGUAUGCAAUCUUUUAAUAAAAGCAUUAUGAUUCAAACUGAAA
Messenger RNA from Rhinichthys klamathensis goyatoka, 2193 nucleotides. It is a transcript of the gene zbtb32, whose product is annotated as zinc finger and BTB domain containing 32. Gene Ontology annotation, cellular component: nucleus. Gene Ontology annotation, molecular function: RNA polymerase II cis-regulatory region sequence-specific DNA binding; DNA-binding transcription factor activity, RNA polymerase II-specific; protein binding. Gene Ontology annotation, biological process: regulation of transcription by RNA polymerase II. The record is from RefSeq and is a predicted model, not a curated record. The transcript has 5 exons. Bases 378 to 1817 code for a protein of 479 amino acids. Lineage: Eukaryota; Metazoa; Chordata; Actinopteri; Cypriniformes; Leuciscidae.